Molecule: messenger RNA, 1446 nt
Organism: Cataglyphis hispanica
Lineage: Eukaryota; Metazoa; Arthropoda; Insecta; Hymenoptera; Formicidae
Gene: Pex16
Product: peroxisomal membrane protein PEX16
Exons: 5
Coding region: 192-1202 (336 amino acids)
Biological process (GO): peroxisome organization
Cellular component (GO): peroxisomal membrane
Source: RefSeq, a predicted model, not a curated record
GCAACCCUAGUGUGUGGAUUAUGCCGCGCGUGAAAGGAAUCGAAUUUUAAUUUUUAAAGUCGAUCUAAAAAAAAUCGAUGUUUGCGAUCGAAUACGCAGUUCUUGAUACUGACAAAGUGAUUUAUUGCAAUGAAAUAAGCAAAAUAUAUUGCGAGUCAUAUUAUAAGAAACUGAUAUAAAAUAUUAAUAAAAUGGCAAAUUAUGUCAAUGUCACAUUAAAUAAUCUAUUAACAUCUUACAAGAAGUGGAUCGUAGCUAAUCCGCACUUGCUGUCAGAUAUUGAAGCUACUGUCAGAUGUUUAUCUUAUUUCAGUUUCGGGCAGUUGCGCAAUUCGAGUUUGGCUGUAGAAUUAAUUUAUUCUAUGCCAAACCUAAUUGUUCUGUGCAAUGAUUUACUUAUGUAUAGUAGUAAAUGUAAGGAUCUGAAGGUACCUCAAUUCGAAUCAAAGAUUAAGAUUUGGCUGACAGCGGUGGAAUAUACUGAGGCAUUGCUUGAGGUGUCAGCUGAAAAGUUAUGGGGUGCAAAGGGAAAAUGGUUAAUAAUUAUUACUAUACAAUUGUUUAAGACCAUAUUGCGAUUGUUAUCGAUUCAUGUAUAUGAGGAGCGUAUGACAAAGAGUCCUGCAACACCACCGCUUAACAGAGAAAAGUUCAACAAAGAUGUUGACAGUAUACAGUCAAAGGAAGGGUUUACGCUGAAAAGAUCAGGCACUGUUAUUAGAAGUAUAAAACAUUCAGUUCCUAUAGAAAUGCGAACAUGGAAAGCUUUGCCUUCUAAUACGGAUGAAAAUAAAAACUUAACCAAGAAUCAAGAAUCUGAGAAAAUUCUUAAAUUAGCUGAGAGUUUUUAUGUCACAAAACCGUUGCUUCACCUUGGUUGUAUGUACAUUACUAACAAAAACCAGUGGCCACCAUGGAUGUUAUCAUUUAUUAUUGAUAUAAUCAGUUUGAAUAUUUUUACUCGCUAUGCUCCAAAAGCAUUAUUUAGUAAAGAAGAGGAAGAAGAACUCGUGCGACGAAGGCUAAGUUUGCUGCUUUAUAUUUUAAGAUCACCGUUUUACGAUAAGUACAGCCGCGUUAAGAUAAAUGCAUUACUUGAUGCAUUAUCUACUUCUGUACCUUUUACCAAGUUAUUGACAAACGUUGUUAAAAAGAAUCUGCCAUAUAUGCAGAGUAUGUAUUUUUAUAUGUGGUCGCGUUAAUUCUUAUGAGGGCUAAGUAAACUAUGAGAAAUAUAUAUGUAAGUAGAAUUCUCACAAAUAUGAAAAUUAUAGCAUAAUUUAAGCAUUCCGUAAUUCAUAAAUAAUCAAAGAAAUGGCAUAUGAAUAAUAUUUUUAUAUUUCUCUCUAUUAUGGUGUUGCACAAUGAAUUUAAAAGGAUAAUAUUUAUAAUCACAUUUGAUAUCUAUUUUAUUUUAUUAGAAAUAAAUUGUAAUUAUGAAGGGCA